GGGCGCGCGGCCGCACUCGGGCCCGGGCCCAUGGGCGCGCGUGGCCGGACUUGGGGGUGCUGAUCGGGCGGGCGCGGCCGGAGGAGCCAUGGACUGCAGCCUGGUGCGGACGCUCGUGCACAGAUACUGUGCCGGGGAGGAGGACUGGGUGGACAGCCGGACGGUCUAUGUGGGCCACCGGGAGCCCCCGCCAGGCGCCGAGGCCUACAUCCCGCAGAGGUACCCGGACAACAGGAUCGUCUCCUCCAAGUACACAUUUUGGAACUUCAUACCCAAGAACUUAUUUGAACAAUUCAGAAGAAUAGCCAACUUUUAUUUUCUUAUCAUAUUUCUGGUACAGCUGAUUAUUGAUACGCCCACGAGUCCGGUGACGAGCGGUCUCCCGCUGUUCUUCGUCAUCACGGUCACAGCCAUCAAGCAGGGCUACGAGGACUGGCUGCGCCACAAGGCGGACAACGCCAUGAACCAGUGCCCCGUGCACUUCGUGCAGCACGGCCGGCUGGUGCGGAAGCAGAGCCGGAAGCUCCGGGUCGGGGACAUCGUCAUGGUCAAGGAGGACGAGACCUUCCCCUGUGACCUGAUCUUCCUGUCCAGCAGCCGUGCGGACGGGACCUGCCACGUGACCACCGCCAGCCUGGAUGGGGAGUCCAGCCACAAAACUCAUUAUGCGGUUCAGGACACAAAGGGGUUCCAUUCGGAGGAAGACGUCGACAGUCUCCACGCAACCAUCGAGUGUGAGCAGCCCCAGCCCGACCUCUACAAGUUCGUCGGCCGCAUAAAUGUUUACAACGAUCAGAAUGACCCCGUGGUGAGGCCAUUAGGAUCGGAAAACCUGCUUCUUAGAGGAGCCACGCUAAAGAACACUGAGAAAAUCUUCGGUGUUGCUAUUUACACGGGCAUGGAGACCAAGAUGGCACUGAACUACCAAUCAAAGUCCCAGAAGCGCUCUGCUGUUGAGAAAUCGAUGAACUUGUUCCUCGUCGUGUACCUGUGCAUCCUCAUCAGCAAGGCGCUCAUCAACACCGUCCUCAAGUACGUGUGGCAGAGCGAGCCUUUCCGGGACGAGCCGUGGUACAACCAGAAGACGGAGGCCGAGAGACAGAGGAACCUGUUCCUCAGGGCCUUCACGGACUUCCUGGCCUUCAUGGUUCUCUUCAACUACAUCAUCCCUGUGUCCAUGUACGUCACCGUGGAGAUGCAGAAGUUCCUGGGCUCCUACUUCAUCACCUGGGACGAGGAGAUGUUUGACGAGGAGACGGGGGAAGGGCCGCUGGUCAACACCUCGGACCUGAACGAGGAGCUGGGGCAGGUGGAGUACGUGUUCACGGACAAGACGGGCACCCUCACCGAGAACAACAUGGAGUUCAAGGAGUGCUGCGUGGAGGGCCACGUGUACGUGCCCCACGCCGUCUGCAACGGCCAGGUGCUCCCCGACGCCUCCGCCAUUGACAUGAUCGACGCCUCCCCGGGCACCAGUGGGCGGGAGCGGGAGGAGCUGUUUUUCCGGGCCCUCUGUCUGUGCCACACCAUCCAGGUGAAGGACGACGACGAGGUGGACGGACCCCGGAAGUCGCCGGACUCGGGGAAGCGCUCCGCGUACAUCUCGUCCUCGCCUGAUGAGGUGGCCCUGGUCGAGGGCAUCCAGAGGUUUGGCUUCACGUUCCUGAGGCUGAAGGACAAUUACAUGGAGAUGCUGAACCGGGACAAUGACGUCGAGAGGUUUGAGUUGCUGGAAAUUUUGAGUUUCGACUCCGUAAGAAGGCGAAUGAGUGUAAUUGUCAAGUCUGCUGCAGGAGAAAUUUACCUGUUUUGCAAAGGAGCAGAUUCUUCCAUAUUUCCCCGAGUGAUAGAAGGCAAAGUGGACCAGAUCCAAUCCAGAGUGGAGCGCAACGCGGUGGAGGGGCUCCGGACCCUGUGUGUGGCCUACAAGAGGCUCGUCCCGGAAGAGUACGAAGGCAUCUGCAAGCUGCUGCAGGCCGCCAAGGUGGCACUUCAGGACCGGGAUAAGAAAUUGGCCGAAGCCUACGAGCAAAUAGAAACAGGUCUGAUCCUGCUCGGCGCCACAGCCGUGGAGGACCGGCUCCAGGAGAAGGCGGCUGACACCAUCGAGGCGCUGCAGAAGGCAGGCAUCAAGGUGUGGGUGCUCACGGGCGACAAGAUGGAGACGGCGGCCGCCACCUGCUACGCCUGCAAGCUCUUCCGCAGGAACACGCAGCUGCUCGAGGUCACCACCAAGCGGCUGGAGGAGCAGAGCCUGCACGACGUGCUCUUUGAGCUGAGCAAGACAGUGCUACGCUGCAGCACCAGCCUCACCCGGGACAGCUUCUCGGGACUCUCCGCCGACAUGCAAGACUACGGUUUAAUCAUCGACGGAGCCGCGCUGUCCUUGAUCAUGAAGCCUCGGGAGGACGGGAGCUCCAGCAACUACCGCGAGUUGUUCCUGGACAUCUGCCGGAACUGCAGUGCCGUGCUCUGCUGCAGGAUGGCCCCGCUGCAGAAGGCCCAGAUUGUUAAGUUAAUCAAGUUGUCCAAAGAGCACCCUAUCACCUUGGCGAUCGGCGACGGCGCAAAUGAUGUCAGCAUGAUCCUGGAGGCCCACGUGGGCAUCGGCGUCAUUGGGAAGGAAGGUCGUCAGGCUGCAAGAAACAGUGACUACGCAAUACCCAAGUUUAAGCAUUUAAAGAAGAUGCUGCUUGUUCAUGGGCAUUUUUACUAUAUUCGAAUAUCCGAGCUUGUGCAAUACUUCUUUUAUAAGAAUGUCUGCUUCAUUUUCCCUCAGUUUUUAUACCAGUUCUUCUGUGGAUUUUCACAGCAGACUCUGUAUGACACUGCCUACCUGACGCUCUACAACAUCAGCUUCACCUCCCUCCCCAUCCUGCUCUACAGCCUGAUGGAGCAGCACGUCGCCACGGACACGCUCAAGAGGGACCCUGCCCUCUACAGGGACAUCGCCAAGAACGCGCUCCUGCGCUGGCGCGUGUUCAUCUACUGGACGCUCUUAGGCUUGUUCGACGCGCUGGUAUUUUUCUUCGGUGCUUACUUCAUGUUUGAAAACACGACUGUGACCAGCAACGGGCAGGUGUUUGGAAACUGGACGUUCGGGACCCUGGUUUUCACAGCCAUGGUGUUCACAGUCACCCUGAAGCUGGCGCUGGACACCCACUACUGGACCUGGAUAAACCACUUUGUCAUCUGGGGGUCGCUGCUGUUCUACGUCGUCUUUUCCCUCCUCUGGGGAGGAAUCAUCUGGCCCUUCCUCAGUUAUCAAAGGAUGUACUACGUGUUCAUACAGAUGUUGUCCAGCGGCCCCGCCUGGCUGGCCAUCGUCCUGCUGGUCACCGUCGGCCUGCUGCCCGACGUCCUCAAGAAGGUGCUGUGCAGGCAGCUGUGGCCAAGCGCCACCGAACGAGUGCAGAGGAGCCCGAGCCGCCCAGCCCCGGCCAACGCCGCGCCGAGCCCCGACCGGCCGCUGCUGACGGACCCCGAGCCCCGGCCGAGGCGCGAGUAGCAGGAGGAUAGACCUCGCGCUCCGUGUCAGGACCACCUCUGGGGAGUUACCCACUUGCUUCUCUGUAGUCUCCAGCCCCAGGCAGCGCCCUGGAAGGCAGGGAACGCGGGGCCCCUCCUGCUCCGUCUCUCCCACCCGCGGCCCCAGGGGCGACCACACGCAAGGGUCCAGCCGCGAAGGGCCGCGUGGCGUGUGCUGCUCUUGCGGCCGGAAGAGCAGGAAGACGGGACAGGCGUCCCCGAGUGGCGACCGGGAAGGACACGCACGAGCCCGCUACCCUCCCUGGCCCCGUGGCGAGGGGAGGACUUCUGCUCGGGGGUCUCGGUCCGCUCCAGGCACGGCCACCACACCAGGACCUCCGGGGAGCAUGGCUAAGCCUCGCAGGCGGGGGUCCGGUCUGCUCCGUCCUCCCAAGCCUGACACCUCUGCUUUCGGAGCGGCCGGCGGACACCCCAGGACCGGCCCCCCGCCCGGUCCACGGCUGCCGUCCAGACCUGCGCGUGGUGGCGCUGACCGCGGGGCGAGUCUGGCCCGACCCCGCCCCUCCGGGGGAGGUGCUGCCCGCGUGCCCAGGGAGCCCCCUCUCUGUCCCCCGCUGCCUCUAGGGGGGCCUGGCCCGUAAGGCACAAGCUCCGAGAGGUGCCCCUUCCCGCUCCGAGGGCGCAGGCGCGGUUUGCUGUUGUGGGAAGGGUGUUUCGGGGUUUGCGGGGACGCGUGGGGUCUGGGUGCCGGGGGCCGGCCUCUGCUGCGGUGCUCAGACCCCCACGGGGAGCGGCCUCUCGGGCGCGUGGGCCCCCAGAUCCGUGCCGGGCUCAGGGUCGCCGGGGCGGCCCGGGAAACCCAAGAGCAAUGCCGCCGCCCGCACGCCGCCCGCAGGCAGCUGCGCGGUAAACCCUGUCGCUCUCCUGUAACGGAAUCUCCGUUUCUAGAAAUAACCCGUUCGACGUAGCCUUAAAGGUCCGUAAGGAAAACAUUUCAGUUUGAGGUUCAAACUUCAGAAGGUACAACAGACAGCGUUUUAGGGGAGGGUCACCCGGAAGCCAAGCGCUGCCCCCGCAGGCCGCCCUGUGGGCCGAGGCCCGUGCUGAGCCCGCCGGGUCCGCCCCCGCGUCGCCCGGACCGCGUGGUUCGCUGGGGUGGUGCUCACCUGGGAGAGCCUGAUUUGACCGAGGGGAGGAGCUGACCGCAGGAACAGGGUACCCAGGUGGCGCGGAGGAAGCAGGACGCAUACCAAAGAGUGGGGUGAGGGCCGCGGGGGUGAGGCUGGGGUGGGGGCGUCCUCCCGAGGCCCCGCCCCCUCGCUGUUCCUCAGGCCCGCGGCCUGCGUGUGGCCCACACUAGACCCUGCAAGCAGCGGUGUGUGCGUUUUUACAGCCGUUUUUAAGAACCUAAAAUGGGUAUAAAUGUCAUACCUGUGGGGGGCAGAUUCUCUGUAUGUUUAGUUAACAAAUUCUUUGUAAUGUAUUUUUUUAGAGAUCUUAAAAUUGCCUUUGCACUGAAGUAUUUUCAUAGCUGUUUAUAUCUCUUUUAUUCCUUUAUUUGUUAACGUACCAUAUCUAAUUUUUAAAGUAUGUUUUUAAAGCUUUUAUUUUUUAAGUUGAAGACAUUUUGGCCACUUUACAUUUAAAUUCUGAUGAACGUUUUGGCUGAAUGUCUCAAUAUCUGAUGAAUGUGAAUUUUCAGAUUUGACUUUAUUCUCUGCACCUGUUUUGUUUUUGGUGUUUCUGGCAGUAGCGAGUAGUUACAAGGCAUAGAGUCUGAUCAUUUGCUCUGCUCUUUCUUCACCAUUCAUUGCAAUUUCAUCUGCUUUUUGUUUAGUUUUUAGUUUCUAGCCUUCAGCCUUAAAAUAGGAGCUUCUUGACGGUUCGCUGUCUCCUUUCUGCCUGUAUCCAGACGGUUAUCACUUACCUCGGAUAAUUCAAGUCUCCUUAGGACAGUUACUGACCAUUACACGCCCCAGUACGUCUUCUUAAAAUUGUUUGGGAAGUUCCUAAGUGCGCCUGAAAAUGUGAGAUGGACCAGGGGCAUGAGACCAGAGGCCGGAGAGGGACGGGGAACCAGGGAAGGGACAUUUCAGACAAGACAGUGUGGCUCCCACCUGGCGGUGGGCAGUGCUUACUCGCCUUAAACUGACCUUAGAGCAAGUAAUUUAAGCAUCUUCCUUGGUUUUGAAAAUCUUACAGCUGCACAAUAACCACGUAUUAACAUUUCCCCCGUUGGUCCGGAUGUCUGGUUCCCGACCGCCACGCCACCCCCCAGAGCUAGCUGUCUGUGCGGCCACUCCACCGGAGGAGACCCGCCCUCGGGACCACCGCCAGACCCUCCCAGCUGCAGCCACGUCCCGGCUGGGAGAAGAGACGCUCUCUCGGCCACUCCUGUUAGAACCCCAGUCAGCCCAUUCCCGUGCCCUUAACUCCACGGGCGGACAUAGACCAAACGACCCCCAGAGGCGCGGCCCGGAGAGGCUCGCUGGGGGCGGAGCUUCCGCAGCGACAGGUCGCAGCCGCCUAGUAGCCUUGUGAGACUUUGCAGCUUGAACUUACAGCAAUGCCUCGCACACAGUUUAACUAUUCUUAAAUUCAUGGGCAUCAACCAAAAGUUCAGGGCAACCUAAGGGAAGUUUCCAGCCUUUUUCUUUAAAACCACUAAGUUCAUCUGUUUUGCACUGAUUAUGAAUAACCUGAUGCAACCACUUCUGCUUAUCUUAAUUAAUGGUAUUUAUUUAACAACUCAGUGUAACAGCUUGGUAUGCACUUUCUUUUGGAAGUUUCCCAUUUCUAACUUUAAAAACAGGAAAAAUGUCAGCUGGCAAAUGCAUUCAUUCUGUUGUCAUUUUUUUUUAAUAAGUUAAAGGGUAGAUGAAUGGGGGUGAGAAUCGUUUUGAUGUCUAUAAACAAAGCUUUAAUGAAGAUGUGUUGGAGUAUUAUUAAAGUGUGAUUCUACUUUUGCAGAAAAAAUCUAAAGAUCAGUUUAUAUAGCUUUAUUUUUUACCUUAUCAAAAUAUACAGAAUUUUAAUAUGCAUAUAUUGUCUCUGACUUAAAAUUAUGUGCGUCUGCAUUGCUGUUUAAAAUGUUCAUUAUGUAAUGUGAUAAAAGAGAAUCUUCAAAAAUAUAUUUAACACAAAUGUAUCUAUAGGUAUUGUCAUCAUAAAUACUGGAAUUUAUUUUUAAAUUAUUGAAUAUAGUAGGUGUGUUUAAGAUAAUAAAUCAACCUCUGAACAGUAAUGUUUAAUUGAUAAUUUAUUAAUCUGCUUUGAAAAAUUAAAUGGUGAAUUAAACCAAAUCUUAAAUUUCUGUAAAAUUUAUUUUGUAUGCUACUGUUUUUAACUUUUAUUUCUGUAGAUAAAGUAUAUCUUCAUAAUAUUAAUUAUGAUUGGACUUUUCUGCAGAAUAUCUAGGCAGGAGACCUGAAUCUGCUUGCAAUAAAGAAGAAAAAGUU
Messenger RNA from Dama dama (fallow deer), 6947 nucleotides. It is a transcript of the gene ATP11A, whose product is annotated as ATPase phospholipid transporting 11A. Gene Ontology annotation, cellular component: plasma membrane; trans-Golgi network; recycling endosome. Bases 89 to 3508 code for a protein of 1139 amino acids. NCBI's taxonomy places the organism in Eukaryota, Metazoa, Chordata, Mammalia, Artiodactyla, Cervidae. The record is from RefSeq and is a predicted model, not a curated record. Gene Ontology annotation, biological process: phospholipid translocation. Gene Ontology annotation, molecular function: ATP hydrolysis activity; magnesium ion binding; ATP binding. The transcript has 30 exons.